Molecule: messenger RNA, 1739 nt
Organism: Setaria italica (foxtail millet)
Lineage: Eukaryota; Viridiplantae; Streptophyta; Magnoliopsida; Poales; Poaceae
Product: UDP-glycosyltransferase 72B1
Exons: 1
Coding region: 83-1513 (476 amino acids)
Molecular function (GO): UDP-glycosyltransferase activity
Source: RefSeq, a predicted model, not a curated record
CAUCCCCGAAAGCUCAAUCUCCGAGCAGGCGAGCACAGUGAAAACUGAAAACCACUCGAAAAUCCCCAAAGACAUUGGGGCGAUGAAGGACGACGGUCCCCCGCACGUGGCGAUGCUGGCGACGCCGGGGAUGGGCCACCUGAUCCCGCUGGCGGAGCUCGCCAAGCGCCUCGCAGCGCGUCACGGCGCCACGGCCACGCUCUUCACCUUCGCGUCCACGGCAUCUCCCACGCAGCGCUCCAUCCUCGCCUCCCUCCCGCCCUCCAUCUCCUCCCACCGGCUCCCACCCGUCGACCUCUCAGACCUGCCCCGCGAUUCCCUCAUCGAGACGCUCAUGUCCGAGGAGUGCACGCGCUCCCUCCCGGCGCUCACGGGCAUCCUCGGAGAGCUCAAGCGGACCACCCGGCUGGUGGCGUUCGUCGCCGACUUCUUCGGCGCCGACUCCCUCGUCGCCGCGCGCGACGCCGGCGUGGCGAGGAGGUGCCUGUUCAUGCCCGAGAGCCUCCACGCCCUCUCGCUGGUCCUCCACCUUCCCGAGCUCGUCGUCUCCAUCCCCGGCGAGUUCCGGGACCUCGUCGAGCCGGUGCGGCUGCCGGGGUGCGUGCCGAUCCCCGGGCCGGACAUGAUCUCACCACUCCAGGAUCGGUCAAGCCCAGCUUACGGUUUGAUGGUCCGUCUCGCCGAGCGUUGCCGCGCCGAAGCCGAUGCCUUCCUCAUCAACUCCUUCGACGCCGUCGAGCCGGAGGCCGCCAAGGUGCUGAGGCAGCCUACGCCCCGUCGGCCACCUGUAUACCCAAUAGGCCCGUUGAUUCGGACAGCAGAAUGUAGCGGUGCCAAUGCUGCUGCUGCGCCUCAUUCGCCACCUGCAGCAUGCCUCGAGUGGCUCGACGAACAGCCAGCCAGAUCGGUCAUCUUCGUCUCGUUCGGCUCCGGUGGAGCUUUGCCGGCGGAGCAGAUGCGUGAGCUCGCGCUCGGGCUGGAGCUCAGUGAGCAACGGUUCCUGUGGGUGCUGCGGAGCCCAAGCGACGAGGAUUCGUUGAGCGACAACUACUACGACGCUGCGAGUAAGAAGGACCCUUUCGUGUACCUCCCUGGAGGGUUCGUUGAGAGGACAAAGAAGACGGGUUUCCUGGUGCCCUCAUGGGCCCCGCAGAUACAGGUGCUGGCCCACAAGGCUACUGGAGGGUUCUUAACGCACUGUGGCUGGAACUCCAUAUUAGAGAGCUUAGUACACGGUGUACCCAUGGUGGCCUGGCCAUUGUUCGCCGAGCAGCGGCUGAACGCGGUGAUGUUGUCGGAGGGAGCUGGAGCAGCGAUACGUUUGCCCGAGGUGAAGGAUAAGGAGACCAUCGCAGCGGCGGUGAGGAAGCUGAUGGCAGGGGAAGGGAAAGGUGCUGUGGUUCGGGCGAAGGUGGCGGAGCUGCAGAAUGCUGCCGCGGAAGGCCUCCGUGAGGGUGGUGCUGCCACAAGUUCCCUGGACCAGUUUGUGGAGAACUUGGUAGGCGAGGAGUAGUAGUUGGUCAAAUACUUGUUUCAAUUCUCUGCCACUUCAUCGCCCUUCUUUCUUCAUGUGUUUUUAGUCUACCAGUCAAGAAUGAUAUAGAAGCACAUAUACGAAAUGUAUGCAUUUCCAAACUCUCGCCUAUGAAAGCAGGGGGAGCGCGGAACCACCUAAAACUCCUAAAACUCUGCGGUGCUUUAAAACUUGUAUUAUGAUCCUAAAUACAGACGACCGAAAA